AUGACCGUCUGCUCCAUCGACAUGGACGGCAUGCCCUUCAACGCCGAUCUAUACGACGUGCUCAAGCAAGGAGACUUGAAGGCACUCAUAGGGAAAAACGGAGCCAAUAUUGACUGUCUAUCUCUACCUGCACAACUUCUCCUCGUGCUGGCUACCAUCGCCACCAGCCCGAAGAAAGUCAUGAUUCAUCUUUAG
This is a messenger RNA of Grosmannia clavigera kw1407, 195 nucleotides long. RefSeq lists its product as uncharacterized. NCBI's taxonomy places the organism in Eukaryota, Fungi, Ascomycota, Sordariomycetes, Ophiostomatales, Ophiostomataceae. The record is from RefSeq and is a predicted model, not a curated record. The coding region runs from base 1 to 195 and encodes 64 amino acids. The transcript has a single exon.